Molecule: messenger RNA, 4020 nt
Organism: Hemicordylus capensis (graceful crag lizard)
Lineage: Eukaryota; Metazoa; Chordata; Lepidosauria; Squamata; Cordylidae
Product: transmembrane protein 182-like
Exons: 5
Coding region: 115-852 (245 amino acids)
Cellular component (GO): membrane
Source: RefSeq, a predicted model, not a curated record
UAGAGUCCCUUCUCUUCGUCCUCCACUCCUCUUUCUUUUGGCUAACAGGGCGGUUCCCUUCUCAGUUUAUUUUCUCAGCUUCAAACUUAGCCUCCCUUUCCUCGUCUUUCUAAAAUGAAGAUCAGGAUAGCUGCCUUUAUUGCCGGGAUCUUUGGAGUCCUGGGUGUCCUCCUCUUCCUUGUAGCCUUCGGGACAGACUACUGGCUCCUGGCAACAGAGACAUGCAGACAACUCGAGAACAGCACUUAUCACCAUGAGGAGGAAGGGAGGGCAAGUGGGAAAGAAGAUGGCAAAGAGACUCUCACGUUUCAUCAUGAAGGUUUCUUCUGGAGGUGCUGGUUUUCUGGUGAAGAUUACAAGGAGACCAUCUGGAACUUCUGGUUUACUAGCCAAGCACAUCCAAAAUACUGCAUACAUGGUUACCUCUUUCCUAUGCCCAUUGCACUCGGACCUCACCCACAUCCCUCCUACGAUGCAACUGCAGUGUACAGGGGCUUCUGGACGGCAUUCAUUGUGCUGGCUGUCACCGCCAGUCUCGCUGGAGGAUUUCUAUUGGUGUGUGGCGUGCCCUUUGUCAACGCACGGUUCUAUAAAGUGGGAGGCGGAUUCCUCAUCGUGGCUGGAGUUUUAUUUGCCCUGCUCAUAUUUCUAUUUGUGAUGUGGAAGGAAUUUGCUGCUGAUCUCCCCAAAUACAUACUUCUCGAAAGAAGUGAAAUAUGCCCCGAAGACAUUCCUGUAAAUGUCUAUUAUGGCUGGUCAUUUAUGUUUGCUGCAGCUGGUUUCCCUUUAGUCUUCCUUUCUGGACUUCUCUUCUACCUUGUUGGUUCUAGCCUUCUGAAGGAACUGGAGUGAACUCUGAAAUGCUUAGGAAGAGACACGGAGCCACCAGGAAACGAGGACAAAAAUCUCGACACAUUAUUUGUAGAAACAUUGGUACAAUUAAGUGCUUGAUAAAAUACUAUAAGAUAAUGAUGGAGAAUAACCAUAGUGGGAAAUAUGAUACCAUCAGACCAGUUUCAUUACUUUCCCCCAAACUCUCAUGGUUCCCAGACAAGGAACACUGGGAACUGUAGUUUGUGAAUGAGUUGAGAGCAGUGCGCCUUGUAACAGGGAAUCCCCGAUGAUGUUAACUACAACUCCCAGCAUCCCCAGCUCCAGUGGCCUUUGGCUGGGGAUUAUGGGAGUUGUAGUCAAAUGCACAGGGACACUGGCUGGGAGUUUUUAUUAACAGGGAAUUCUCAGCACUCCUGUAAAACUCUAGUUCUCAGGAGCCUUUUAAGAAUGGCUGAGGGGUUUAAACAGGAUUGAAAUGUAACAUUGCCAAACCCCCACAAAAACACCUAGAAUCUGAAACUUUGAGCUGAUGUUCAGAAUUGUGUUUAGAGCUUCUGAGUUCUUUCAUAUAAUAAGACAAUUGGUUGGGAGGCAUGAAGUUUAUAUAGGCUGAAAGCAAUAUAAAUUUGUAGCACAGAAAUACUGCAGAAGACAUUCUGUGUGACCACUGAAGAUCCUGUUCAGCUGCUGAAAUUCCAAAGCUAUGCCAGAGAUUCUGGCAGAUUUCCCCAUCUACUGCUCUAGAUAUUUUACCAGGCCCUGUCCAGAUCAACCCUCUUGUCCAGAGGUGCUAGAAACUUGCUUUUAAACAAAUAAAUGUAGAAUUUGAGGAGAUUUAUCAGUCUGCAUCACCUAUGAGAUUCUGUACUUGCUCAACAAAACCUCGAACACACAGAGCUCAAUCAACUGAAAACCCAGACCCCGCCCUAGAGCAACAUCUUCACUCACCUCAGCAGAGACAGUCAGUUCAUUUAUGUUUUCCUCUGUGUAUGUUUCCUUUCCCUGCUAAUUAAUAGGGAAUCUCACAAGCACAAGAUCUGUAUAUGAGCAGCAGAAGACAUAUUGAACUCUUGAUUGGAGAGAAGGGACAUGUGAGCUGGAUGGUCCUUGCACAAAGAUUCAAACUGCAGAAUUAUAGAAAUUAUUAUUAUUAUUAUUAUUAUUAUUAUUACUACUACUAGUGUUUUUAAGCCCGUUAUAAUAACGGGCUCUAGUGGGGGGUGUGCUAGUUUGCUCCUCCUCCCUUCUCCUCCCAGUUGCUACUUCCUUCCUCCCAUUUGCUAGGACGGAAUCCCGUCGCCUGAGACCCUCAACAGCAGCCGCAGGAGCAGCAGCCAGAUAGGCGGCUGCAAGUUGGUUUUGGGCUGGAGGGGCUUCUCUUCGGCCAGGCCGUGUGCCCAGCAGCAGCCACUUCUCCUCGGCCGUCCCGCCCGCCUGGCGGCGGGGCUUCUCCUCGGCCGGCUGGCCCGCCCGGCGGCGGCUGCUUCUCCUCGGCCUUGCCAACAUGGCCGCCCGUGUCUGGGCGGCCGUAUCUUUUUUGGCCGAUCUGGGCAUGCGCUCUGCACAUGCCCAGAACGGCCCAAAAAGACACGGGCAGCACGGCCACACACCGAAGGCUUUUAUGGUAUAGGAUUAUUAUUAAUUACUACUACUACUACAUUUAUAUCCCUCUCUUCCUCCAAGCAGCCCAGAGUGCUGUACUACAUACUUGAGUUUCUCUUUCACAACAACCCUGUGAAGUAGGUUAGGCUGAGAGAGAAGUGACUGGCCCAGAGUGACCCAGCUAGUUUCAUGGCUGAAUGGGGAUUUGAACUUGGGUCUCCCCGGUCCUAGUCCAGCACUCUAACCACUACACCAUGCUAGUUCAGGCUCCUGUUCAGUGAAGGAAGAUGCUACAACAGCAUCCCUGCCAGCAGAUGGCCUUCUAGCCUCUCCUUGAAAACCUCCGGGAACAGGGCAGUGGUGGCUAGUGAUCUCUGGAAGGGGGUGGGGGCGGGUAUUGGUCCAUGAAAAGUCACAUCAUUCUUUAUGUUUUCAUUUAUAUCUUGCUCUUCCUCCAAGGAGCCCAGAGCAGUGUAUAGACGUAUGUUUCUCCCCAAACAACCCCGUGAGGUAGGUUAGGCUUAUAAAGAAAUGACUGGCCCAGAGUCACCCAGCUAGUUUCAUGGCUGAAUGGGGAUUGGAACUCAGGUCUCCAGUCCUAGUCCAGCACUCUAACCACUACACCAUGCUGACUCUUCCAUUAGAAUGUCAGAAGAGGAACAGGUCAUGAAUGAAACAGGAACAAUUACAGAAGCCUUUAGAACUACAGGGCUUCAGGCCAAGCCAAGCAACAUUUCAUUAACAAAAUAUAGGGCUCACUGGCUCUUAGUCACACUUCUCCCCUCUAGGUGUCUGUCUUAUACGCCAUGACUGGGUGCAGGAUAUCACACACCACAAUGCGUGCAAAACCAGAACACAUACACAAUCCUGCCAUCUGGAGAAGCCAGAUGAAAGGGUUGUGGUAUGCAAGGACAUGCGAAAUCAGAAAUAUGAAUGGUUAGGGGGGGGAUGAACCCUCUCUCCUAGCUACACCCUCUCCCCUAGUUACGCCCCUGCCACCCUGCUCUAAUGGACUGGGCUUCCUUGCAACAGAGAGCCGAACAUUGCAUGAGGCAGGCUGUUCCACUGUCAAGCAGCUCUUACAGUCCAGAAAUGUCUGAAUCUACUUCCUUGUAAUUUAAACCAAAUGGAUUAAUUUUGCCCUCAGAAGCAACAGAGAACAAGUCAGCUCCCAUUCUAUGUCUCAACCCUUCAGUUAUUUUAAGAAAGUUAUCAUAUCUCCCUUAGAUAAUGUCAUCUGGCUCUCUAUACAGGUUCCUGGGGAAAGAAGCCACAUCACAAGUUACGUUAUGAGCAAAAUGGAAAGUGGUGGGUGCAGCUUCCCUUUCCUCUGCUAUGGAAACAGGAUCUUUGGGGAAAGUAGGCUUCUGAACAGGGUCUCAGUCAUACGAUAAAACAACAGAAGGAGAAGUUACAAUAUUAUACUGCAAGAUUUAUGAUCUUUAGCUCUAAAUUUCAAUUGAGCUAGGGCAGAAGGUUGCCAGCUACAGAUUGCAUCUAAAGGCAGAACUGUGUGAAAACCUGUUUAUGUCUUCAUAAUAUUUAUAUUAAACAUAGAAAUAAAUUUUCAGCAUUAAAUCCCAA